AUGGCGGACAGUGACCACGAGGCUCACUCUUCGUCAGAUGAGCAUCACUCUCGCCCUGCUUCUGCUAAUCACAGCAGGGACCAUGAGGCUGAACAGCACUCAAGCCAAUCAGACGACUCAGAGGUGGAGAACAUUUUGCACGACCCUCACCACCAUGGAGGGCACGGGCACCACCACCACCACCACCAUCACCAGCAACAGCACCAUGACCUCGAUCAUGAUCAUGAUCAUGAUCAUGACCAUGACCAUGACCAUGACCACAAGCACCAACUCCAACUUGGCCAUGAGCCUCAUGAUGCAGACAGCGAAGCUGAAGGCCCAGACCGCCCCCACACCCCAUCUUAUUUACGUCCCCCCGUUGCUGGUGCACAGUCGGAUUCUGGUUUUGAGCCGAGUUUACCUCAGAGCAGGAGUGUGGAGUUUGACUUGUCCUCCAUCAGUCCCACCAGACCCAAGAGUCCGUGGGGUCGAUUCGACCCGUACAACAAUAAUGAGGACCAGGAUAAGGAAUACGUGGGUUUCGCAACACUCCCCAACCAGGUGCAUCGCAAGUCGGUCAAGAAGGGAUUUGACUUCACACUCAUGGUAGCAGGAGAGUCUGGCCUGGGAAAGUCCACUCUGGUAAACAGCCUCUUUCUCACAGAUCUUUACAAAGAUAGGAAGCUGCUCAAUGCUGAAGAGCGCAUCAUACAAACAGUAGAAAUCACCAAACACACAGUGGACAUAGAGGAGAAAGGUGUCAAGCUGAAGCUCACUAUCGUGGACACCCCUGGGUUUGGAGAUGCUGUAAACAACACUGAAUGCUGGAAGUCAGUGGCUGACUACAUCGACCAGCAGUUUGAGCAGUACUUCAGGGACGAGAGCGGCCUCAACCGCAAGAACAUCCAGGACAACCGCGUCCACUGCUGCCUCUAUUUCAUCUCGCCAUUUGGUCAUGGCCUCCGGCCUUUGGAUGUGGAAUUCAUGAAAGCCCUACAUGAGAAGGUCAACAUCGUCCCCAUCUUGGCCAAAGCAGACACACUCACUCCAACUGAGGUCAAGAAAAAGAAAUUCAAGAUCAGAGAAGAGAUUGAGCAAUAUGGUAUCAAGAUUUACCAGUUCCCUGACUGUGACUCUGAUGAAGAUGAGGAGUUCAAGCAGCAGGACAUUGAGCUCAAGGAAAGCAUUCCCUUCGCAGUAAUCGGCAGCAACACAGUGGUGGAGGCAAAAGGAAAGAGGGUGCGAGGACGACUGUACCCCUGGGGCAUCGUAGAGGUGGAGAACACGGCACACUGUGACUUUAUAAAGCUGAGGAACAUGCUCGUUCGGACACAUAUGCAAGACCUGAAGGAUGUUACCCGGGAGACUCACUACGAGAACUACAGAGCCCACUGCAUCCAGAGCAUGACCCGCAUAGUGGUGAAGGAACGCAACCGCAAUAAACUAACCAGGGAGAGCGGCACAGAUUUCCCAGUCCCCGUGGUGUCAGGAGGGGACAACGAGACAGAAAAGCUCAUCCGAGAGAAAGACGAGGAGUUACGGAGGAUGCAGGAGAUGCUGCAGAGGAUCCAGGAUCAAAUGCACACUCAGAAGGAAGCCUAUUAACACAGGACACAAGUUACACUUUCUACAUGUCACUCUGCAACUGGGAUUGAAAAAAAAAGAACACCCAGAAACCUUUAUUUCUCUUUUGAACAUUGAUAUCCUGUGUUUCCACACAACCAUCCACAGUACAUGGAUCAAGGACGGGAGCAGGCGGUAUGAUAUGGUUCUGACAUUCGGGCGUAAUGGCUCCCUUUAUCCUCUUCAGGGUCUCUGACAUUAUGACUCCACUGCUGCAAAACACUCCACCCUUCACUCUUCUGUUUUCUGUCUGACGUUUAAAAGAAUAGGACACGGUUUUAGUAUUGGUUUCCUGUAAUAAUGAGAGUGAUGUUUCAGCUAUCUGAACUUUAUUUAGCCACAUGAUCACAGGGUUUUUUUAUUUUCAUUUUUAUUGUAUUUUAUUUUAUAUAAGGUUUGGUAUGAGGUUUUUCAUACAGGCACCUGCUUAGAUUUUGUUAAGCACAUUUUUUUGGUGCAAGUUUUUAUUUUUACUAUCUUAAAGGUCAUCAUGCAUAUUGUUAUAAUUUACUUAUCCAUAAAACACUCAUAAACAUCUGUUCUACUGUAUAGAUUGUUUUUUUUUUAUCAUUUUCUAUCAUUUUCCUUCUGAUGAGGUUCCUCUGGUUUAAUGGGUUUGGAUUAAUUUACAUUUAAUUGCAACCUCUGCUGCCUGACAGAAUGCACGUUAGUGGCUCUGCUCAGUGUCAGCCAAUCUUAACCCACUGCAAUGCUUACUGAUCGCCAUAUCAUAGUUGAAGUAUCUUUUUACAUGAGAAGAACUCUUUUAAUUUUGGGGGGAAAUAUCUAGAACAAUUUUUCAAAGUCAGUGAAUCUCACACAAGAGCUAUCGCCUGUGUGAGCCUGCGCCAGCUGUUAGUCUUUAGCGGUGAUUAGGACUUUGAUCACACAAGGCCCUUUAUGUGCAUGAGGUGAGCCUCCAGGGGGAAGGUUGCAGCAAAAGGCCAGGUAGAGUAUUUAUUUUUGCAUGUGUUUUGUGCAGGUUACACAGAUUGCAGAUAAAAAAAAUGACCAGUUUAUUGUGGGCGAUGAAUAUAUGUAGCCAUGUAAUUGUUGGGGAAAUGUAUGGAGAAGAGAUUCAUUCUUUUUUUUUUUUUUUUUGAGGGGACUUGUAAGUUGGAUGUGUGCUUAACUUAAUGUUCCUCUUAUAACCAAAGGCAACAAUUGUCUUACACUUUUGAUUUCCUUUUCAAAGUGUGACUUACAUUAAGCUUUUCUUUUAAAGAAAAAACCUAAAAGCAAAGAGUAACAAUCAAAAUUAUUUGGAUGAACUUGAUUCUCCAGCUAGUCAUUUUUUAAACCCCUACGUACAAACUUUCUUUUUCUUUUUGGAAAUUGAAUGACUCUGCCAUCUUGUGUGACCUUUGUUAUGUAAAAAAAAAAACAUUCCUCAAGCUUCUGUCCCAGAGUCAGGUAUUAUUUUGGUUUAUGAAUUUGUUUUAUAUCAAAUUUGUCUUUUGUUAUUCUACUUUUUGAAGUAUAUUUAUGUAAGAAAUUUAUAAAAUGAAAUGCAGAUGGAGAGGACAAAUGUACAAAUUCUAAUAUUGUAAUAAAAUAUGGUCAAAAUGUCAUGCCUCCAUCAGAAACUGAGUUGUGCUUUAUGUUAUGAAAAACAUGCUGACAGUCUAUCACCAAUAUACAUCAAGUCAAUUGGCGCCUUUGUUUCUGAGUUAUGACUGGAGGGCAGCUUACCUUGUGGCCACGCCCCCUCAUUUUUUAUCACAAUAAACCAUUGCUGUAAACCA
Notolabrus celidotus (New Zealand spotty) is the source of this 3347-nucleotide messenger RNA. RefSeq names its product septin 4b (gene septin4b). The coding region runs from base 1 to 1584 and encodes 527 amino acids. The record is from RefSeq and is a predicted model, not a curated record. NCBI's taxonomy places the organism in Eukaryota, Metazoa, Chordata, Actinopteri, Labriformes, Labridae. Gene Ontology annotation, molecular function: GTPase activity; GTP binding; molecular adaptor activity. Gene Ontology annotation, biological process: regulation of exocytosis; cytoskeleton-dependent cytokinesis. The transcript has 12 exons. Gene Ontology annotation, cellular component: synaptic vesicle; cell division site; septin ring.